Sorghum bicolor (sorghum) is the source of this 783-nucleotide messenger RNA. Its product is annotated as subtilisin-like protease SBT3.17. The coding region runs from base 101 to 481 and encodes 126 amino acids. The transcript has 3 exons. Lineage: Eukaryota; Viridiplantae; Streptophyta; Magnoliopsida; Poales; Poaceae. The record is from RefSeq and is a predicted model, not a curated record.
UUCCCGCCAUACACACCAACAAAACCAGAGCGUCGUUCCUUCCACUGCACACGCACCCCCCCUGAUCUUCGUAUCUCAUCUCCCCCUUCGCCGGCGUGCCAUGACGACGACGACGCGCCCUUGCGCCGCCGUGACCGCGUUCCUGCUCCUACUCCUCCUCUCGUCCGCCGCGGUGUCCCUGGCGGCCAAGACCGCCGGCAAAGAGAGCAAGCAGGCGGCCGCGACGAGCGUGUACGUGGUGAUGGUGAAGGCCCCCGCCCAGGGCGUCAACUACAAGGCAUACCAGAUGCGCAUCCUCGCCACCGCGCUCGGCAGCGAGGAGAAAGCCAAGCAGGCGCUGAUCUACAGCUACAAGGCCGUCGCCAGCGGGUUCGCCGCCAAGCUCACGCCGGAGCAGGUCGCCGCGUUGAAGAAGCAUCCUGCCGUUCUGCAGGCGCUGCCUGAAGUGAAGUACAGCCUUCAGGACAACCGCCUCACCUGAACCGAGCGAGUACUUUCAGACCGUCACCAGCAAGAUACAUACCUACAUACUUCAGCACCUGCCAUCUUCACCGUGUAUUACUAUCUCGUAAUUAUGUGCAUAUGUUAGCAAGUGUGUGCACACACCAUAGGUGUCUGACAGUAGAACAAGUUACAUGAUCAGAAUUUAUCCGAGUAUACAGCAUGUGUGUACUAGUGAAGGCAAUUUAUCCUCUUCAUAAAUACUGAAUGUUGUACAUGUAAUUCCAAGCAUCAAGUGCCAUACAUUUAUAUAUACAAACUGGUUGAUAUCACCAUGCUGAA